AAGGAAGCAGCAAAUGUUAAAUCAGUGACUCAUGGCAUAGGAUGACUAAUUCCGCCAAAGCGCAGCUCGCGCCGGGCAUGGAAUUGGUGCCCAGCGCCUGGUGGGCAGAGCAGACAGGUGGGGGACACGGGACAGGGGGACAGCCCAGGCGAGGGCGUUUCGGGCGCGCCGGGACCUCCUGCCGCCCCCGCCUGCCGGGCAGCCUGAGCCGCUCGUCGUUCCCCUCCGCAGCGCGCUCGGCCAGAACCAGGGCGGGGAGGAACGGCCGGUCCCUCUUGGGCUCCGCAGCCCGGUGCCCGUGACCUACUUCCCGGCGGCGGCACCGCCGCUCCCCGCGCCGUCCCGCGGGUGCCGGUGCGGCGGGCGCGGGGGAGGAGCGCGCGCCUGUGCAGUGCCGGGGGGGCCGGGCCCAGCCCGCCGCCGCGUUACACAACCGGCCGCCGCAAGAGGCGAGUUUCACAAGUCCCGCCGCAGCUCGCCGGCAGCCCGCACCCACCGUGCGCCCACCCCACCCCGCCAGCCCUGCGCCGUGCCCUGCCCGCGUUUGUGCCAUGUCUCCUCCGGGCAGCGGGAGCCCGGGGCGGGCGGUAACCCCUGGUGCCGGGGGGACACCGCGCCGGAGCUGGGCAUGGCACUGAGAGCGGCUCCGUGACACGCAUCCUCCCGGACGGAUUAAUUUUUCUCCGUCUCUAUUUACAUGGUGAUAAGAAGUGUUAAUCCCACUCCGUCAGUCUGGACUGAUGAAUCUGAGGAAUAGAACAGAGCCCUGUGCUGUGUAAACGAACUGAUGGAUGAAGAUGAGAAGGACAGGGCAAAGAGGGCAUCACGCAACAAAUCUGAGAAGAAGAGGAGAGACCAGUUCAAUGUCCUCAUUAAAGAGCUUUGCACAAUGCUGCAGGGCCAUGGCCACCCUCUCAAGAUGGACAAGUCCACAAUACUGCAGAGGACCAUCGACUUCUUACAGAAACAGAAAGAAAUCACAGCACAGACAGAAGCCUGUGAGAUUAGACAAGACUGGAAGCCUUCAUUUCUUAGCAACGAGGAGUUCACCCAGUUGAUGUUAGAGGCACUAGAUGGCUUUCUCAUUGCUCUUACCACUGAUGGGAUUAUUAUUUACGUAUCUGAUAGUGUCUCGUCUCUGCUUGGACAUUUACCGUCAGAUUUGGUGGACCAAAAUAUAUUAAACUUUCUGCCUGAGCGGGAGCAGAGCGAGGUGUACAAGCUCCUUUCUCCACAUGUGCUCAUGACAGAUCCUGUUGCAGCUGAUUUCCUAAAUGCAGAAAAACAAAUAGAGUUUUGCUGCCAUUUAGCAAGAGGCAACUUAGAUCCAAAUGAACCCCUGAUGUAUGAAUAUGUGAAAUUUGUAGUGGAUUUUAAAUAUUUUACUCAUGUGCCUACACCCUCCUGUAAUGGCUUUGAGUCAGCUAUUGCACGAGCUUUCAGGUCAGCCACGGAGGAGCAGGUUUGCCUCGUAGCAACUGUUCGUCUCGUCACCCCGCAGUUCUUAAAGGAGCUCUGCAAUGUUGAAGAGCCAUGUGAAGAAUUUACAUCGAGGCAUAGUUUGGAAUGGAAGUUUUUAUUCUUGGACCACAGGGCUCCGCCUAUUAUAGGAUAUUUACCCUUUGAGGUUCUAGGAACGUCAGGGUAUGAUUAUUACCACGCAGAUGACCUGGAGCUUCUUGCUAGGUGCCAUGAACACUUAAUGCAGUUUGGAAAAGGAAAGUCCUGUUACUAUCGGUUCCUGACCAAAGGCCAGCAGUGGAUAUGGCUACAGACACACUACUACAUCACCUACCACCAGUGGAAUUCCAAACCCGAGUUCAUCGUUUGCACGCACCUGGUAGUUAGUUAUGCAGAAGUUCGAGCUGAAAGAAGGCGAGAUCUUGGCCUUGAAGAGUCAUCGAUUGAACUGGCAUCCUCUUCUCUAAAGAGCCACAGCAGCUACCUGGACGUGGGGCAGUGCGGCAGCAGCCAGGACGCCAGCCGGGAGGGACUGUCGCUGUCGUCCCACAGCUCCCGGCACUCCUCGCACACCGCCCUCUCCGAUUCUGCAUCCACAUCGUCCAUGCGACACACGGACGCCAGCACUCCCACACGGCCGUCAGUGCCGGGGGGGCAGGUGGAGAAGGCAGCCCUGCGGCUGGCAUCGGCUGCAAGUGCCCAGGCCAUAGCAGCUCCUCAAGCCCCUGGUGAACACCUUCCCCAGCAUCCCGUGGCUCAGCCGGCAGUCCCCUCUCAGCACGCUGUGAUGCCAGUGUACCAUUUCCCGACCCAACUGGGGAUGAUGCACCAGCUGAAAGAGCAGCUGGAGGAAAGGACACGCAUACUGCAAGCUGACAUCAAGACGCAGCAAGAAGAACUCCACGUCAUCAAGGAGCAGCUUCAGCUAGUGCAGGACUCCAACCUGCAGAUGCUGAUGCAGCAGCCGAUCCCAGUCGUCUUUAACAACGUGCAGCACCCCAGCCCCCGGCGGCCGCCAGGAACGCCCAGGCAGACCACAGCCAAGAAGUCCCAACAGCAAGGCCUGAUGGGGACGAAGCACUUCUGCAGCACCCGCCUGCCGUCACCGUGCCAAUUCCUCAGGGACCCCUGCAGCACGGCCACCCAGGCACAGCAGCAGCAGCACCUCAUGAGAGGAAACCAAGCCCAGCAAACAUGUCUGCCGGGGCAGACGAGCAUUUCGGUGCCCCUCUACAACAACCCCGUGGUGUUCUCACAAACGCGUCCCGUUACGGUGGCUGCGCAGAUGCCGACUGAGGGCAGCGAAAGGCAACCGCAGUCUGACUACAGCCAGGACAGGAGCCUCAGAUUCGUUGCAGAGCAGCAGAUCUUGCCUUCCCCAAUACAAAUGCAACCGAUUACAUGUAGCACCGUCCGACCUCCGGCCCCAUCGCCUGUUUUCUCCCCAUCUCUGAUGAUCCCACACACCAGCUUCACAUCCCACCAGGCAAACACACCGGUUCAUCUCCAUCAGUGGCCACAGCAACAGGUUCAGCAGCACCGUCUCUACCUUCAGAUGCAAGCUCCUGAGCCAGUGCCUGGGGGUCCGACGCAGCGCAUUUUCCAGCCUCCCCACACCCCGCAGCAGAACCCCCUGAGCUACUUUCUGCAGCCGCAGCCGCAGAGCCGCCACGCGCAGGGCCAGGCCUGCAACCUGCCCGACCUGCCCGAGAUGCAGCUGCCCUGAGCGCCCGUCGGGAGGCAGGAACCACCUUGGCUGCAGCCGCCCGGCGCCACAGGCGCAGGCGAGGGGAGGACGACGCCGUCAGAGCACGGGACGGGUGAGGCCAUGACCGCGGGGAACGUGGCAGCUGGAGGGACGGUCCCACCAGAGACAGACAGCCCCAGGGGCACCUCGCGGGUUGGGUUUUCCAUGCAGCCGGUCCGUGACGCUGCUUCGGCAGCUGUUGGUGCUCGUGCCCAGCACCGCGGUACAACGGGAAGGCGAUGGCUUCCUGGCCACGGGGAGGUUGUUUGUCAGGUCGCCACGAAGAUCGCUUUGCAUCGCAGAAAACUCUUUUCCAUUCAGGACUUCAAUGCUGAAAGUCACUGUGAAUUUAAGCCCAGGAUUUGGGGCACAUACGCAGACUGUAUGGGUCCGCAGGACACCAUUGGGUUACCAUGUACAUAACUUGUUUCGCUGUAGUAGGUCCAUGGUGGAUUUUCUUUUGUUCCUUUUUUCUAUACCUCAGUCCUACAAUGUUUUGUUUUCCAGGAGAUUGGAUAAUGCUGCUAAUUUACAUAACACCACUUUUGCCUGAAUUUCUUACUGUUAUACCAGCUCACGUCGCAGCUAGUGAGAUAUUUGUCGUGUUUUAUUUUGGUUAUCAAGUGUAGAUAAAUUUAUAUGGUUUUUACUCCCUGUAGCUAAAUAUUUUUCAGGUUACAGACAAAGUACCCUUACUCCGUAUUUUUUUUGGUUGUUUUGUUUCAAGUGAUGUACUUGUAUGUUUCUAUAUCUAAAAACAAGCAAACAAGCAUAGAACAGCAUAUGACAGCAAACUUUAUGGUUUUGCUAGGUCAUGUUUCAAUUUGGCAAACCCGAAACCUACGGCCACAACGACACAAGCGAUCUUACAAGCCCAUAGGGUCAGCAAUAAAUUGUAUUUUUGUAAAUCGUCACUUUUUAACUAUAUGUUUAUAUUUAUGAAUUGAAGAAAGUUGAUUCCUCAGUGGGUGUAUAGUUGUGUCCCUACUGUUUGUGUCUUUCCAAAGGAAAAAUGAAAAUGUACACUUUUUUGGAGUUAGCUGAAUACUAACUUUGGGCACUGUUAGAGCCUGAAUGUAGGAGCCAUUACUAUCAGCUUUGCAAAAAUGGUCAGUGAGGACCAUGUCCUUCUAGCAGCAAAGCUGCAUCUGGCAGUCAGAGCAAGGUUUAGGGCCAGGUUAGUUUGUCACCUCUGAGUCCAAGCAAAGCGUGCUGGCUUUUUGCCUUUUUUUUGUUGUUUUUUUCCCCCUUUUUUCUCUUUUUCUGCUGCUUUCUUGAUUCUUUGUGCCGCCGCAGCAGCUGGAUGCUGGUGCUUACAGCUCGAGCAGCCUUUGGCAUGGGCAACCUCCAGGAGCCCAGUGUUUCAAGAAAAUGGGGGAAGUGGGAAAGAGAGCAUGCAAAAAAAUAGGUAUAGGUAAUGGUGUAUAUGUCUAUAGCUAGGUAUCAAUGCUGUAGGCAAUAUCCACAACUAACUAGCUUGCAUUCCCCCACCAGCCACACACAUUUUCUGCGCUGGAGCACUGGAGGAUUUCAUUAGUGUUGGGGCCAGGAAUGAGCACAUGGGCUGGGUAGCACGGCGGUGCAAACACCUGGAUGGUUUCAGCCUGACUGAAACUGGAUGCGGCAGCCGGAGUUUCCCGGGGAGCUCAGGAGCCCCAGCUGCAGUUUGGCCGCAGCGUUCCUGCCGCCUGACUCACCGCCUGCCCCGGGCCCUUGCACAAGGGGCUGUUUCCCACCCCUGGGGUUUUUCCUGGGGAAGGGGUUUUGAUGUGUUGUGUUGUCUGUGGUGGUGGUGGGAAGACUGGGUGCCCCUACAGCACCCAGCAGCUGUUGUGGGGCUGUUGCAAGGCACGGGACUGCUUUGGUUUGCUUUGGUUGGGUUUGGCUGGGGCGUUUGGGUACACACCUCCCGGGGAUGCCAGCGGUGAUGGAUUGUGGGUUGCAGAGCAGGCGGAGGGAGGUGCAAUCUCCUGGCCAUGGGCAGUGUUUUGGGGAGUGCGGUGGGCUGUAGCACAGAUCCAAGGAGGUGCCCAGUAGCCCUUACCCUGUAUUAGGGCUAAUGCCUUGCGAGUGCAGCCCCGGAAGGCAACCCAGUCAGCACAGGCAGCCCCUGGCAUCUGAGCAGCUGCUCUUGGGCACAGCCUAAACUGCCCCGCCACCCCCAUUUCAAGCCCCUGCAAGUAACCACAGCUACAACAGGGACAGGGACAUCUCACUGCGGGCAGUGAGACGUGGAGCACCCGCCUUUGCAGUACAAUGUGGAGCUAAAAUAAUAACAGCCUCGACCCUUGGCUCUCAGAGCCCAAGUCCCCGGGAGAGUGCAGGGUCUUUCCUGCCCCAGGAGGGUCGUGCUCAGCAUCGUCUGCAGGGCUGCAGCACGGGCCAGCACGGAGCCUUGGAGGUAAGAAAUACAUUUUUUUAUAUAUAUUAUUUUUUUAAAGCACUGUUUUAGGGUCUCCCUGGCUACAACACAGUAUAGUUGCUCAUGAGGUUGGAGCAGGAAGGGUUGUUGUAUUUUUGGUGUUUGGUUGUGAUUUUCUUUUUCCCCUAACCUUGCCACUUUAUGGGGAUGCAAACACACACACUCAUCUAAGGGAGCCACUAUUGUACAGUUGUGGCCCGGCGUGGCUGGCAGAAGGGAAAGGCCACGCACGUCCCUGUCUUGCCUAUUAAACCUGUAUUGCCCAAACACACCACUGUGGCUGUUCUGCAGUGUCCCAUCACUGUACAUGAACCCAGGCAUGGCAGAUGUCACUCAAAUGUGUUUCAGACGUGGUGAUGAUUUGGGUCAGGGCCUGGGGGGGGCGGUAUGAAGAGGGAUUUUUUUAUUAACAAACAGGACAUGGCAGGGAGGUAGCCAAGGCAGAGUAGCUUUUUGGCACUGUUGUGGCUGCGAAAGCAAGUCCAAUAGCAGAGGGUUGGGAAGGGGCCUGGGGGGGCUGUGCCAUGGACACAGCCGUUCUGCUGGCAGCGCUGGGCUGCACGGACAGGGUGGGGAGGGCUGGCACCUCUGCCCACCCGCAGCCUCAGUGAGGAGCACAGGAGCUUUGCAUGGAUGUUUACAUGUUAGAUUGGCCUUGCUGAAACAAAGUACCUAAAAUGCACUUUAUCGCGUGCCCCCCUUGAUUCCCAGUGCUCCCCCAGCCGCUGGCGGGCGGUGGGUGCCUGUGUGGUCCCAUAAGUAGAGCCACUUUUUCCAGAUAUGCUCCGAAGGACAAAAUCCCACCGUCCCUGUUUUUGGGGCUUGCUUGGUCUGUGCUCCACCUGCCCCUGGGCUAGGGGAGGGCCGAGCCAGGGCCAUGGGAUUUUUGCCUUACCUUAUCUCUCGCUCUCAAAAAAAUAUAUAUUAAUAAAUCAAGUUCUUUAUUCAGGUUGAUUUGUAUUUGUUUACCUCGGUGUUAGCUAUGACCUGUGCUUUUCUGGGACCCAUUUGGAAUUGGGGGCUGCUGAUGGCUUUGGUUCACACGCCCCCGGGUGCUUACAAUCAAACACAAGUGUGACUUGUUGGUGACAAACAGGGGCAGGAACAUGCCCAGUGCCACCUGCGUCAGGGUCAGGCUCCAGUGGUGGUGUCAACCUGUUAGUCAUUAAUGUUCGGAGGCUUUCUUGUACACAGGCACCUAUAUACUAUAUUUCUCUCCAUAUAUACAGAUAUGCAGAUAUAUGUGGGUUUAAUAUACAUAUAUAUAUAUAUAUAUGUAUAUGUAUAUAUGUAUGUGUAUAUAUAAAUACAGAUAUAUAGGCCACACAAUUCCAGACCUCUGAAAACACAGGCAGCUUUAAUUAAUGAAGUCUUGCACUUUUAGCAUAUUUGUACAUAUAAGCUAAAGCCUGAUGGUUAUAAUCAGGCUGGUUUGACAAACACGUUGAAAAAUUACUGUAUAUAUUGUAUAUACUCCAUGUAAAAAAUAAAAAAGAAAAUAUGAAAAAAACCUUAGAAUUGAGUAUAAAUCUUGGUUUAUUUUAUAUGAUGUUGCAUAUAGAUACAUUUAUAAAUGUUACUAUUCUUUAAAGUAUUUUGUAAUGGGAAAAAGGAAGUGUCUUAUGAAGAUGAACAGUAAAGAUUUUAUUCUUGUCUUGAAUCUAUGUCUCUGCACAGCUCCAUUGAAUGGAGGCCUGUGCAUUUUGACAAGCUUUAAACAGACUGUACAUAGUAUUUAAAAAAAAAAAAACAAAAAAAAUACCAAAAAAAAAUAAAUAAAAGAGUACUUGCAAGA
Messenger RNA from Columba livia (rock pigeon), 7425 nucleotides. RefSeq names its product PAS domain containing repressor 1 (gene PASD1). Gene Ontology annotation, biological process: circadian regulation of gene expression; regulation of transcription by RNA polymerase II. The record is from RefSeq and is a predicted model, not a curated record. Gene Ontology annotation, molecular function: RNA polymerase II cis-regulatory region sequence-specific DNA binding; DNA-binding transcription factor activity, RNA polymerase II-specific; protein dimerization activity. NCBI's taxonomy places the organism in Eukaryota, Metazoa, Chordata, Aves, Columbiformes, Columbidae. Gene Ontology annotation, cellular component: nucleus; cytoplasm; CLOCK-BMAL transcription complex. The transcript is spliced from 21 exons. The coding region runs from base 788 to 3187 and encodes 799 amino acids.